This is a messenger RNA of Triticum urartu, 3230 nucleotides long. Lineage: Eukaryota; Viridiplantae; Streptophyta; Magnoliopsida; Poales; Poaceae. The record is from RefSeq and is a predicted model, not a curated record.
GUGCCUAAUUUGCUUGGAUUUCCCUUAUCUAGCAAGGAAUCAAUUAAAUUGUAAUAUGCUUGUUUUUGUUAGAUAUUUUACGGAUCACCCCUUCUCUUUGCUUUGAAGUGGUUAACUAUGCUCAACCACGAUUAAUUACUGGAACUCAUGAUUUGCAUUACUUUAACAACUUAUUAUGUCAAGAAAGCUGAAAUGCCGAUUCUUAAAAGUGAAAUGCUGAGAGAGAAAUUUCGUACCAUGACACUGCUGCGUGCAGAGCACACAAUCCUUGGGCCGUCCGUAUCGCUACUGUCUGUAGAGCUGCAGAGCAGACUUAGUCCUUGGGUCCAUCUUUAGUCCACGGUUGGCCGUCACAUCGCAUAACACCAUCUCAUUAGUCAAGGCUUGUCCCAUGGGUUCUCCAGACCUAAUUAUUUUCUUUUGAAAAAUCAUCCCUCAGCCAGUCAAUUCCUUCGGACUCUGGCUGUCCCCCACCUCCAUCUAUUUGUCAUUGCAUAUAUAUUGACCACCCAAUUCAUCACCAGAUCUCCAACCUUUCCAGAUGUACCCAACCAGCUUGUUGUUGCUCCUGUGGGUAUGUUUCGCUUGCAUCGCAGACAUUAGACCAGGCGUGCAGGCACAAGCAGCCUGCCAACCGGAGCGAUGCGGCAACCUGACCGUCUCUUCCCCAUUUGGCAUCGCCUUGGGAUCGGAGGAGAACAGGUGCGCCCAACUUGGGUUCCAGGUCCACUGCUUCGACGGUGUCCCAUACCUUGGGUACUACGAGGCUGGGUUCCGGCUCCAGAUCCUCGACAUCUUCUACAACAACGGUUCCCUGCUCGUCUUCGACGUUCACAAGCUCGGUGACUUCAAUCUCUCCGGGGAGAAAGGCUGCCAUGUCCCCAAGGCCAACGUGGCCACCAAAAUCGGGCCUCCGUUCUCGAUAAGCCCCCGGAACCAGAAACUCGUCUUCUACAAUUGCACCCGGGCGCCGGCGGCCCAAGCGGGGCUGGUGGACACGGUGUGCCGGAACAACACGUUUGUCCGCACGGGAGGGCGCUAUAAUGCGUCGGGCGUGAUAGACGGCAGCUACGCUUUGGAGGGAUGCAACGCUACCGCCGUGCCGGUGCUGGGGGCAUCUGGAGAGGCGAACCCCAGCGACUACGAGGAGCUCAUCAGUGAUGGCUUCCUCCUGACAUGGCAGCCGCCAAAUUACCACAGUGGUAAGCUUACUCGUCCUUGUCUUCAAGCUUACAGUGGAUGCUCGCCGGAGCCAUGCGGCAACUUGACCAUCUCCUCCCCGUUUGGGAUCGUCUCACGUCCUGAGGAGAACAGGUGCGCACACUUCAGUUUCCAGGUCCACUGCAGCACCGACGGCGUCCCAUACCUCGGGUACAACGACCGUGGGUAUAGCCUCCAGAUCCUCGUAAUCUUCUACGGCAACCACUCCCUGCGUGUCUCUGAUAUCAACAAGCUCAGAGAUCUCGAUUGUUCAAGCCACAAAGGCUGCCAUGUCCCGAGGGCCAACACAGUCACCAAGAUCGGGCCUCCAUUCUCCAUGAGCACCCUCAACCGGAACCUCAUCUUCUACAACUGCACCAUGGCACCGGUACCGGCGACGGCGGGGCUGGUGGAGACGGCGUGCCGGAAUAACACGUUUGUCCGUGUGGGAGGGCAGUACAAUGAGACAAGCGGGGUUGACGGCAGCUACGCUUUGGACCGCUGCAGCACCACAGCCAUGACGGUGAUGAGCUUGUCGGGCGAGGCGCAUGCAAGCAACUACGAGCGGCUCAUCGGAGAUGGCUUCCUCCUGACAUGGGAUCAGCCCCCUCUCCCGACAUUUAUUAGAGGUCGCGAGAGGAGAGGGAAGAAGAUUAUGGUAAUAGGUAUGACAUCAGCAACUGCAGCAUUUCUCUUUGCAUGUCUUUAUGUGCUGAUAUGGCAUAGAAAGGGGAAAAGACCAUGGUUUCUCCUUUGCAAGAAGACUAGCAGCAACACUGAAAAGAAUUACGAGGCAAUGAUAGUGUCAUAUGGAUCCCUAGCUCCAACAAGAUACACGUACUCAGAGGUAUUGAAGAUAACGUCUUCUCGCAACAAUCAGCUUGGGAAAGGUGGUUAUGGUGUGGUUUUCAAAGGAAGACUACAUGAUGGUCGUCUGGUGGCUGUGAAAUUCUUGCAUGACUGCAAAGGAAAUGGGGACGAGUUUGUGAAUGAGGUCAUGAGCAUUGGCAGGACCUCUCAUGUUAAUGUUGUUAGUUUAUUUGGGUUUUGUUUGGAGGGAUCAAAACGAGCUCUUAUAUAUGAGUACAUGCCCAACGGUUCCUUGGAUCAGUACAUUUAUUCAGAGCACCCCAAAGAAAUUUUAGGAUGGGAGAGGCUUUAUGCGAUAGCAAUCGGGAUUGCUCGUGGCCUCGAAUACUUGCACCAUAGCUGUAAUACACGUAUUGUCCAUUUCGAUAUCAAGCCCCAAAAUAUCCUUCUAGACAAAGAUUUUAGCCCAAAGAUUGCUGAUUUUGGUCUAGCUAAAUUGUGUCAUACAAAAGAGAGCAAUCUUUCAAUGACUGGAGCUAGAGGAACAAUUGGAUUUAUAGCCCCAGAAGUUCACUCUCGAACCUUCGGGGUGGUUUCAACAAAGUCGGAUGUUUAUAGUUACGGAAUGAUGCUGCUGGAGAUGGUUGGAGGUAGGAGAAACGUAAAAUCGAUUGUUGCAAAAUCCAGCGAAAAGUAUUUUCCAGAUUGGAUUUACGAUCACUUUGCACAAGAUGAUGGACUACAAGCAUGUGAAGUGACAAGAGAAAUUGAGGAGAUUGCGAGAAAGAUGACAUUCAUUGGCUUGUGGUGCAUACAAGUGUUACCUAUGUAUCGCCCUACUAUAACCAGAGUUCUAGAAAUGUUUGAGAGAAGCUUAGAUGAUCUGGACAUGCCGCCAAAGCAGAACUUCUGUGAACUACUUGAAAGUUCAGCUCACAAUAUGGAUGUACAAAGUUCAAGUUCUACCAGAUCUGAGGAGAUCAGCCUUGUGAAUUCAAAAAUCCUACAACAAUCGCCAACUCUUUGAGCAGAUAGGCCUUGUGAAUCAAGACUGUGAGAAGGUGGCUUGUACUAGAGUACAUUCAGAAAUUGAACAAGCGCAGUGAAAUUCGGCAUUGUAGUAGACCAUAUUCCAUAUAUGCAUGACCUAGAGUCAAGAGCAUCCAUGUACCAGCGUCCUAAGUUACCGACCACAGAAGGAAUACAAUUUAUUGUGAUGA